UGGAGGCCGUACCUACCAAACAUUUAUACAGGUACAACACUGGUAUAAUCACUAACCACGAGGCUUGGUGCACCGCCCACCCACAACGCCGGGCUCAAGAUUCCGGCCGCUACUCUAGCUAAUACUCCGAGCGUGCCUGUGUGUGUAUCCACUGACACGGCCAGAUCCUGAAACCUCGCGCCUUCUUCAACCUUUCUCCCCUCUAAGACGGCGGGACGCGCUAGACACAGCGCCGACCUCUCCCACGAUGCCUGCAACACCGCCGUCUUCACUCCAGGCGUAUAAUACCAGGCACCCAGCUACGCGCGGAACACGGCUAUCCAAUGUCACGCCGUCGACAGGGACGAGGACGCCGGGGCAGGAUCCUCGGACGCGACAUCAGGACUCGCCCAGCGUGAAUCCAGCCGCGAACGAAGAAGACGAGCAAGCGAAUGAAGAUAGCGAAGGCGUUGAAGACCAGGAUAAUGGGAGUGAGGAGGGAGACGAGGAAUCUGUAGAAGAGGAGGAGGAGGAAGAUGGCGUGGAAAGCGUGGAUAGCCGGGCGGAGGAUGAUGACGGAGAAAUGGCGGUUGAUGUUCCUCCUGUCGCUAUGCAUAAUGGCAUGCCGGUGGAAGUAGAUUCCGUGUUUGACCCAACGGGCCUGAAAGAGAUUGGCAACUUGGCCUCGUGGACGGUGUCGACGUGCAAACCAGGGUCGGGCGUGGAAGCCUUGCGAGACGACGACACAUCUCUAUACUGGCAAUCUGACGGUCCACAACCCCAUCAUCUCAACAUUCACUUUUCCCGCCUGGUGUCGAUAUUGUCUAUACGCAUCUUCCUCGACUUCGAAGCCGACGAGUCUUACACCCCAACGCGAAUUACAUUACUCGCUGGCACUGGAUACCAUGACCUGAUACCGUUCUCAUCACUGGAGUUUACACAACCUAAAGGCUGGAUCAACGUGCCUCUGGAUGGCGUUGGUGGUGGUCCUGAUGGGAACACGCUGAGAGCGUUCCUCGUCCAAGUCAAAGUUGUGGAAAAUCACCAGAAUGGCAAAGAUACACACGUUAGGGGAUUAAGGAUAUACGCUCGUGACGAAAAGACAGGUAGAAGCUUGGCUGGCUUGGAGGAAUGGGGAGCAAGGGAGAAGAAGGGAGCCGCGGCAAAACCCUUACUUGAUAGUACUGCCGCUCUAACAGAACCCGAUUGGAUGGAGGAAAUGGAACUACGGUGAUCCAUGCAUUAUAGAGGUCAAGAGGAUCCAGCGGACGUCUCGUGUACACUAGGAUUCAAGUUGAUGGCGUUGUGUGAUACCCAAGGCUUCGGUGGGAGGUAAACUUAAACUCGGCUUAUUAUAGACAGAUUCCUAUAGAAUUAAACCGACAGAAGGUACACUAC
Messenger RNA from Pseudogymnoascus verrucosus, 1377 nucleotides. RefSeq names its product anaphase promoting complex subunit doc1 (gene DOC1). Gene Ontology annotation, cellular component: anaphase-promoting complex. Lineage: Eukaryota; Fungi; Ascomycota; Leotiomycetes; Thelebolales; Thelebolaceae. The transcript is spliced from 3 exons. Bases 248 to 1213 code for a protein of 321 amino acids. The record is from RefSeq and is a predicted model, not a curated record. Gene Ontology annotation, biological process: protein K11-linked ubiquitination; anaphase-promoting complex-dependent catabolic process.